Knipowitschia caucasica is the source of this 1623-nucleotide messenger RNA. The record is from the annotation of a GenBank genome assembly. Lineage: Eukaryota; Metazoa; Chordata; Actinopteri; Gobiiformes; Gobiidae.
AUGGAGUGCCCUCAUCUCGGCUGCAGUGUGGGCUCAUUACCGCUGGACUCCGGUGCCUUCCCCCGGGGCUCCCCGUCCUCCUGGAGCUGCGAAGAGUGUAAAUCUGACCAAAGCUCUUGGAUCUGUCUAACCUGUCUGCGAGUGCACUGUGGAAGAUAUGUGAGUGGACACGCACUAAAGCACUUUGAGGACCACAAAGGGGACUCUCACUGCGUCUGCAUGGACUGCUCCAACUUUAGCAUUUUCUGUUACAGAUGCGACGAGUUCGUGGUCAAUGACACAGAACUCGGAAAAGUCCAGAAGAUUAGAGAACAUUUGCAGAAUUCAGAAAAUGCAGGAAGUGGAUCCGACGGUGAGAGAAAACGAAAAACUCAAGACGAUGUUGGUCCAGACAACAAAGUACUUAAAGCUAAUGAAGGAGGCACUUUAGCAGCGACAGGUUUGAGGAACCUCGGGAACACUUGCUUCAUGAAUGCGAUCCUACAGUCCCUCAGUAACGUGGAGCAGUUUUCUUGUUACUUCAAGGCUCUUCCAGCAGCUGCACAGCUGGGGGGGAAAGCAGCAGGACGCAUGUACCACACCCGCAGACAGGGGGACACCAACGUAAACCUGGUGGAGGAGGUGAGGAAGACGCUGUGCUCUCUGUGGCAGGGGAACCAGAGCGCCUUCAGCCCAGACUCUCUGUUCUACACCAUCUGGAAGCUCAUGCCCAGCUUCAGGGGCUUCCAGCAGCAGGACGCCCAUGAGUUCAUGCGGUACCUCCUGGAUCACCUCCACAGGGAGCUGCAGAGCGGGAGGAACGGGGAGGUGCCAGAGUCUGAGCAGGAGGAGGCGUCAGGAGACAAGGAGCUGGAUGGAAAUGCCAGUGUUGUCACCAGUGUGUUUGGGGGAGUUCUCCAGAACGAAGUCAACUGUUUAAUCUGUGGAACUGAAUCUCGCAAGUUUGACCCUUUUCUGGAUCUGUCUCUGGAUAUUCCACGUCAGUUCAGGCAGAAGAAGAGUAAGGACCAGGAGCCGGGGCCCACCUGCACUUUGCACGAUUGUUUACAGAGUUUUACUGAUUUAGAAGAACUGGAUGAAACUGAACUUUAUUAUUGUCUCAAAUGCAAAAAACGACAAAAAUCCACAAAGAAAUUCUGGAUCAAGAAACUGCCGAAGGUCCUGUGUCUACACCUGAAGCGGUUCCACUGGACGACCUUCAUGAGGAACAAAGUGGACACGUUUGUGGAGUUCCCCAUGAGGAGCUUGGACAUGACCCGAUACCUGCUGGAGCCCGAGACCGCGGCCCCCGAGACCGCGGCCCCCGAGACCACGGCCCCCGAGCGCUGCCUGUAUGACCUGGCAGCCAUCGCAGUGCACCACGGAUCAGGAGUGGGCUCGGGUCACUACACGGCGUACGGCUGCCACGAAGGUCGCUGGUACCACUUCAACGACAGCACCGUGACGCUGACCGACGAGGAGGCCGUGACCAAAGCCAAGGCCUACAUCCUGUUCUACACCGAGACGCCGCGGGGCUCCCAGGACCCCACAGGGAGGGGGGCCGCCACAGCCGCCCCGGGACAGACGCACGCCGACACCCUCUGCUCCUCGGGUCGCACCGAACCCUCGCUGCCCUGUGUAUGA